CUUCGCGCUCUUGGGAGGGUUGAAAGACAGCAUGCAAUUAUACUCUGUUAUAAACCAGACGCUCCCCAUCUCCUUGGACCAAACUUGGAAGGCUUUUGCAGACACUGCUGGCAGAUGAGCACAAGAUGGAUAGGGGCGGGUAUAUUGUUUUCCUUAUUCUUCUGUCAACGAUGGAAUGGGUUUCGGAUCGAGCAAACUGCUCGCCCGCCCGGUUUCAUCUCGACGCUGCAAAAUUAAUACAGCUCGAAGCGGACCGGUCACCGACUGGAGCGACCCUCAUUUCACACCUCUACGUCUCAUCACACUCGUCAUCUUCGACACUCUUUUCAUGGUGCUACGGCUCGGAACGGCGAAUUUGCGAUUAUUCUGCUUUGUGCGAUUUCCUUUUCUUUUUUCCUUUCUCGCAUUCUGGCGUGAGCCAUUUAAUACUAGAUUCUUGUGUGUCAGAUUACAUAUCGUUGCCCUACCCUCAUCCUUUUUCCGACCAUCUCGACCCCUUUCACCUAUGGCCGCCUCUAUGCUCUCAGUUCAUUGUGGCUGGUUCUUCGAUGGUAAUAUUAAUGACAUGGCGGAAGGGCGUUUGGCAUCUGAUGGAAGAGUCCUCGCGUUUCAACCAGCAGUGACCUAUUUACAAAGCAUUUAAGAUUAUAAAUGUUUGAAUAUGCCGCAUGGGAUACGUCGCAGGACAAAUGGGUCCAUCGGUCAAGGAGUUUAUGUGGAAGCAGCCUGUGGCUGUUUGGUUUCCCUUUUUUUUUUUUUUUUGUUCUCUUUCUUUUUCUUUUGCCUUUG
Aspergillus caelatus is the source of this 789-nucleotide messenger RNA. RefSeq lists its product as uncharacterized. The record is from RefSeq and is a predicted model, not a curated record. Lineage: Eukaryota; Fungi; Ascomycota; Eurotiomycetes; Eurotiales; Aspergillaceae. The transcript has a single exon. Bases 126 to 623 code for a protein of 165 amino acids.